AUGCCCGAACACUCAAAGAUUAAUAUCGCUACCCAGACCCGAGUCACGUUGUCGGAGAACCGGACUAUCCGAUGUUUGUACAGGACCACGCUUCGGACUGAGUCACGCCGGUCGGCCGUCGUUAUCGCGUGGGCUCAAGGUCACGCGGAGAAGUUUGGCCAGGCGCUGAUGGCUGGGAUCAAUACGAUCGACCAGGGAGAGGAGGUACAACAACAACAGCAACACGGAGAAGGCGACGAGGAGUUUAAAAAACUUAACGAAGAGUUUUACGAAGAGUUUAACGAAGAGUUUAACGAAAAACGGAACGGACAACACGGUGACGAAGAACACGGUAAAGAAUCCGUCGAACUCGAACAACCACAACAACCUACAAAAGAGUCAAAAGACGUUAUAAAUAAAAAGAAACAUAUAACCGGCUUCGACGUAAAGAUGAACCUGGUUAACAUCUGGCAGAAAAAUGUACUUCUUUGCUUUGACUUGUUCCUCGAAGACUGCGACGCUGCCAUGCGUAGCCGAGUCGACCAGAGCCUCGAGGAGCCCAUCCAACUCGUUUUCCGGAAAUAUAACACGUACUACGUCCAGCGGAGACAAGACCUCGACUCGAAGGUAUCGAACACGUAUAUUGAUACCCGACGCAUGGAUAAGGGAGCGCGGCCGCUCUACUCGGACCAGGAUAACCCGCCCUUGUACGACAACGGCAGGCGCAUCCCCGACGAGGAACGCGCUCAGUACGGGAUGUCGACGUUUUUCGAGACGGCAGGCCGGCCACGGAAUCAACCUGUACGAGAGACAGGUGGAGGCUAG
This is a messenger RNA of Sporothrix brasiliensis 5110, 804 nucleotides long. RefSeq lists its product as uncharacterized. Bases 1 to 804 code for a protein of 267 amino acids. NCBI's taxonomy places the organism in Eukaryota, Fungi, Ascomycota, Sordariomycetes, Ophiostomatales, Ophiostomataceae. The transcript has a single exon. The record is from RefSeq and is a predicted model, not a curated record.